AUGAUAUCGACAAUGAGUCGACAACGAAGACGACACGUGACUGAAAAUUACUUGGUCAUCUGGGUCGAUGACAAUAUUGAUAUGGCAAAUAAAGAUGACCAACAUACACUUGCGCCAUUGCGCAAUGUCGUAAAUCAAGUCAAUCCGUGCACGACAGGUGAGCAACAUGUUCAACAACUCAGUGAAAAUCCUGAAGAGACAUCAUUUGUUAUCUCCUCCGAUGCACUUGGUCAGCAUUUAGUGCCAAACAUUCAUAGCAUGCCGAAAUUGGAUGUCAUCUACACAAUUUGUGACAACAAACAGCGACAUCAAGUAUGGGUCAAAAAUUUGACAAAAAUCCAAGGUAUUCAUACAUUCAUCUAA
Molecule: messenger RNA, 363 nt
Organism: Rotaria sp. Silwood2
Lineage: Eukaryota; Metazoa; Rotifera; Eurotatoria; Philodinida; Philodinidae
Source: the annotation of a GenBank genome assembly